Messenger RNA from Pterocles gutturalis (yellow-throated sandgrouse), 183 nucleotides. RefSeq names its product NADH dehydrogenase [ubiquinone] 1 alpha subcomplex subunit 5-like. The record is from RefSeq and is a predicted model, not a curated record. The transcript has 2 exons. Gene Ontology annotation, biological process: respiratory electron transport chain. NCBI's taxonomy places the organism in Eukaryota, Metazoa, Chordata, Aves, Pterocliformes, Pteroclidae. The annotation marks the transcript as partial.
AUGUUUGUGCUCUCUGUGCAGACCACUGGACUUGUAGGAUUGGCUGUAGCUGAAAACCCUCAUGAGCGCCUGCGAAUAUUGUACACAAAAAUCCUUGGUGUCCUGCAAGCCAUUCCGAAAGAUGCAGCAUAUAGGAAAUACACUGAGCAGAUUGUAAAUCAGCGAUUUAAUUUGGUGCAAACG